AUGCGUUUCUUUACGACAAUCGCUGCGGCACUUGCUGUUGCCCAAGGUGUCUAUGCUGUGGAUGUUCAGAAGUCUGUUAUCGUCAGUUUUCCUAGCGAGACUACAGACGACAUCGUCAACCGCGCCAAGGAUGAUAUUCGGAAGGCCGGAGGCGUCAUCACACACGAAUACCAACUCAUCAAGGGCUUCGCAGCUAAGGCACCACAAAAGAUCAUCGAGACAGUAUCGGCUUGGAGCGCCGAGUUCCAUGCGACCGUCGAAGAGGAUCAAGUCGUCGAGAUCUCGUCAAGUGGGAACUAG
Hypoxylon trugodes is the source of this 300-nucleotide messenger RNA. RefSeq lists its product as uncharacterized. Lineage: Eukaryota; Fungi; Ascomycota; Sordariomycetes; Xylariales; Hypoxylaceae. The coding region runs from base 1 to 300 and encodes 99 amino acids. The transcript has 2 exons. The record is from RefSeq and is a predicted model, not a curated record. Gene Ontology annotation, biological process: vacuole fusion, non-autophagic. Gene Ontology annotation, molecular function: endopeptidase inhibitor activity.